GUUCCAAAUCCACUGUGGUGUUUCAGGUGCAAUGUUUAUGGUCAUGUCGCAGCAGCGUGUUGGAGGGAGAUUCCAAGAUGUGGGAUGUGUGCAGGAAGGCAUGGGACAGAAGAUUAUGUAGAAGAAAGUAUGAAGUUGAGUGGUGGUGUCCUGUCCUCCCUGGCCGUUGGCAUGAUGCAGGAGCAGAUAGGGUCAAAGUAGUGGAAUGGGUGUAUUUUUUUUAUACGUAUUUUUUGUUUAUUUCUUUCCUUUUCCCCCUUUGUAUCACAAAGUAUACUGAUUUAUAUUAUAGUCCAGUUGGGGGCGGUAAUGUAACAAUUGGAUGUCAACCGUCAUUAAAUCCCUAAGAAGAAGAAGAUUGCAGAUGCAGCUAGACGGUGGACCGUGGAUGGAAGAGCACGCUUGUUUGAAAUGGAAAAGCAUCGUGGUAGCUUUUUAAAAAGAAAACGUCAAGACGAAGCAGCUGCACUGUUGAGUGUUACAUCCCGAGGGGUUCGUGCUGAUUGUACGGAGAUUGUGACAGUCGGUUAAAUGGCGUCCCUUGAGAAGGCAAGAACAAGAUUUGUAAUAGCGUUCAGCAGACAGGACUUGCAUAAACCUUGGCGUUUACCGGGCAGAAGUUUCCACAUAUCCAGAAGAAAAGUUCGUUUGUUGUCAAAGAGAGAGCCAUUCCUGAGCAGACACAUAUCCCAUCGUGGAGGGGCAGGUGAAAACCUGGAGAACACCAUGGCAGCUUUCAAGCAUGCAGUGGACCUUGGCACUGACAUGCUGGAGCUGGACUGUCACAUGACCAAGGAUGAGCAGGUGGUCGUGUCACACGAUGCCAACCUGGAGAGGUCGACUGGCAUCAGUGCCUACAUCUCUGACGUGGCCUACGCCGAUCUGCCUCCUUACCUGUGCAAGCUUGGUGUGACUUUCCAGAGAGAAUGCGUCUGUGAGGGAGGGGAGGACAAACACAUUCCUCUCCUCAGGGAUGUGUUUGAGGCUUUCCCUAAUACCCCUGUCAACAUUGACAUCAAGGUCAACAAUGACACCCUUAUCAAGAAGGUCUCAGAGCUGGUUGUGAAGUAUGACAGAGAACACAUCACUGUUUGGGGCAACUCUAGCAACCAGAUUGUGCAGAAGUGUUACAAGGAGAACCCUCGUAUCCCAGUGCUGUUCAGCAUGCGCAGGGUUCUAAUGCUGGUGGGUCUCUUCUACACCGGCCUCCUGCCAUUUGUGCCCCUCAAAGAGCAGUUCCUGGAGAUCCCCAUGCCCUCCAUCGUCACUAAACAUCUUAUGAGGGAUCCUGAUAAGAUGACCAGGAGUCAGCAUGUCAUCACCUGGCUGGCAGAUACCCUGCUGAUGAGAAGAGCUCUGUUCAAUCACCUAACAGCAAGGGGAAUACAAGUUUAUGUCUGGGUGCUGAACGACGAGAAGGACUUUAAGAGAGCCUUUGACCUGGGAGCUACAGGGGUCAUGACCGACUUCCCCACAAAGCUGAGGGACUUCAUGGAGAAGAAUGGCACUGCUAAAUCACUAAAUAAACUAGACUGAAUGAUCUGCCGAAGUUGCCACUUCCCCACCACUAAAGCCAACUGACCUGUCAAACUAUCUCCAGACUCUAUGUAGAUACAGUAUUGUUUGAACACCAGCACAGGCAGCUAAGAUUAUUUGGCCUUUGUCCUGCAUGUCAACUGGGCAAUAAGCCUUUUUAGUGUAUCUACUUUUACAGUAAGGUUUUGUUGUUCGAUUUAAUUUAACAUGGUCAGUUCAGAUGUUAAUUGUAGUUGAGGGAAAUUUGAUCAAUAAGUGGUUCAAUAUUCAAGUGUGUUUUGUAUUUUGCUGUUUGACAGAUAAUGCACACAUCUGUCUUAUUCAAGACUUGGUGCUAUAAUGCCAACUCCAUUGCUCAUAGUUGAGCCUAACAUGGCAUGACAAUGAGUGAAAAGGAGUUGGCAUGAUAGCACAAAGACUGGCAUUACAAUUAGUCUUGAAUUUAUGUAAUAGUAAAGUGAUAAAUAUGUAUUUUAAGUGUUUUAUAUUUUGCAAUUUUAUAUUUAAUUUUUAAUUUAAAUAUUGAUUGGAAAAUUGUAUUGAAAUAUGAAAUGCAUUUGAAGUUUGGUCGUGCUGUAAAGACAACUCUCCAGAAAAAUGCAUAGAUUUGUAUAAAACACGGGAAAGGGAUAGAACAGAAUGAAGCCAUAGACAUGGAAAAUGUAUGACAAUUGAGUGUUAGAAUGAUUAAAGUGAUUUUUCUGGA
Oncorhynchus mykiss (rainbow trout) is the source of this 2242-nucleotide messenger RNA. NCBI's taxonomy places the organism in Eukaryota, Metazoa, Chordata, Actinopteri, Salmoniformes, Salmonidae. The record is from RefSeq and is a predicted model, not a curated record.